Paraphaeosphaeria sporulosa is the source of this 1012-nucleotide messenger RNA. RefSeq lists its product as uncharacterized. The transcript is spliced from 3 exons. The record is from RefSeq and is a predicted model, not a curated record. Lineage: Eukaryota; Fungi; Ascomycota; Dothideomycetes; Pleosporales; Didymosphaeriaceae. The coding region runs from base 431 to 1012 and encodes 193 amino acids.
ACCAGCAAAAAGAUGUUGAGAGUGGGCCAUUGGCAAGGAUCUCGUCGACUGUGCCUCACGAUCUUGCAUCAGUUCGGCAAGGGCUGGCAAUGCUACCAAGCCGCUCGGCUAUGUUGACAGGUCACCAGGGCCGCGUAGCCCUAGAACCCCAGAAAGAUAGCUCAACUAGCGUUACAAAGGGAAUUUCACCAAAUCUACAUCUUCAAUCUCGGAUUCCCGUCCAAGUCCUAGCGUGGAAAGCCAACAACACCACAAUCAGCCACAAGAGAAUUUCACAGAGUUCUUUUCGGCUCUUGAUCCGCGAUAUGUGUGCGCCAAGUGCAAACGUACUCUCCUGGAACCUGAGCGCUGGACUAUACAUUGCAGUGGCUGCAAGGACGACUGGUACUGCAGCUCUUCCUGCCAGCGUGGAGCUUGGAAGUCACAUUAUAUGAUCUGCAAGAAGACGGAACAACCCCAAUCGACAUUACCGGGAAUUCCGACCGAGGUGCCGGAUAUUGGAGCCCGCUACGAUCCGAAUGACGAAUUCAACGCGGCUUUGAUGCCGUUGAGCGAGAAUGUGCCAUGUAUGAUAUGUGGAGGAAAGCAGGAACAUCAGUCUGAUUGUAUGGCUGCAGACUUCCAAUUCGGACCAGCUCCAGAAUACAAUGAAGCCAUGCUGGAAGAGCUGCGAAGGCGUGUCGAGUAUUUCGACCCAGAACAGUGGCGAGAGCACGGCCAUCGCGAUCUCCUUGACCGCCUGAACACUACCGACCCGCAGCCCAUGAGCGAGGUCUGGCCGGGAUUGAUCGACGUCGUUAAGAACGAAUCAAGCUACGAGAAUGAUGCAUUCCUGCAAGCGGUUCCCGAUCAGGUCCUUCCGCUCAUGUGGGCCUUGCGAACUUCGGAAAAUGUUGGUAUGCAAUUGGUCAACGAGAACGGCGAAAUAUAUGACCCAAGUGAUCUUUUCUGCUCUGAGGGCGGGGAUGAGGGCAGCGCCGAGGCGAUGGAGGGUGUCGAGUUGCCUCCAUAA